Oryctolagus cuniculus (rabbit) is the source of this 781-nucleotide messenger RNA. Its product is annotated as ubiquitin-conjugating enzyme E2 D2. The record is from RefSeq and is a predicted model, not a curated record. Lineage: Eukaryota; Metazoa; Chordata; Mammalia; Lagomorpha; Leporidae.
CUGUGACUUCACAACACAUCUCCGUUGGCCCCUGGCCCCAGUGAUGGACUGAAGGGCUAGCGGCAGGAACCUCCCCGCUAGGACAGAAGCAGCGGCGUCAGGAGGCCACGGUAUCCUAGACCUCCUGGUUCCGGUAUAGCCCAGCCCGGCCUCCCGGCUCCCGACAGCGCAGCAGCUUCGGAGACGGCGGCGGCGGCGGCGGCGGCGGCAGUCGCCGCCACCGCCGGGAGCCACAGGUGUCCCGAAGCUCUAAAGACCUGGGAUCCCGACCCUAGGUGCUGCGAAGGAUGGCGCUCAAACGCAUCCAGAAGGAGCUCCUCGAUCUGACGCGGGACCCCCCGGCCCAGUGCUCCGCGGGUCCUGUGGCAAAUGACAUCUUCCACUGGCAGGCUACCAUCAUGGGGCCCAAUGACAGCCCCUACCAAGGAGGUGUCUUCUUCCUAACCAUCCAGUUCCCGUCCGAUUACCCUUUCAAACCACCCAAGGUCGCAUUCACCACCCGAAUUUACCAUCCGAAUAUCAACCGAAAUGGAAGUAUCUGCCUAGACAUCCUUAGGUCCGAGUGGUCGCCAGCAUUGACCAUUUCCAAAGUGUUGCUGUCCAUCUGCUCUAUGCUGUGCGACCCCAACCCGGAUGAUCCUUUGGUCCCAGAAAUUGCGAAGAUCUACCGAAAGGACCGGACGAAGUAUGAGCGAAUAGCUCGAGAAUGGACUCAGAAAUAUGCCAUGUGAUUUCAAAAUAAAAGUCCAUCACCUUAAUAAUAAACAUAGAUGAACUGGCC